AGAUAAAUCUUCACUAAAAUCUCCAGCUUGAGGACAACCUAUACUAUACAGUGUCCACAAAGCACCAUGGUGACAAGGACAUUUAAACACGUCAGUGGAACCUGAUCCUUAGCAACUACGAAUCGUGUGAAACAGUGCCUGACUGGCCCUGCCUUCCUGUCUCAUCAGUUUGAUUGGAUUAUGGCCGUGCUUUUCAUAUGGCACGUUUCUUGCACAGUGCAGUUGCAUAGAAAAUAAGACUCUCAAAUACCUAAAGCUGCAAAUGUUACUUAGGAAAAGAAGUUGUUCCAUGCUGGGUUUAUAUUAAGACAUGCAGACCCGAGAUUUAAAGGAGUGAAAUCCUCAGCGACCCACCUCUGGAUAUGGCAAACAAGAUAAUUACAAUCACUAGGGAUGAACUGGAAGAUCUAAGAGAGGCAUUUAACAAAGUCGAUAUUGACAACAGUGGCUACGUCAAUGAUUAUGAGCUCCAUGAAUUGUUCAGGGAAGCCAGCCUUCCACUCCCUGGCUUUCAGGUUCGAGAGAUCAUUGAAAAGAUCUUUGUGGAGGCUGACCACAAUAAGGAUGGAAAGAUAGACUUUGAAGAGUUUGUAUCGGUGAUGACAGACUUGAAAAGCAAAGACAUUAGCAAAACCUUCAGGAAAGCUGUCAACAAGAAAGUAGGCAUAACUGCAGUUGGAGGAACAUCUUCCAAUUCCAGCCAGGGCACACAGCACUCAUAUUCAGAGGAAGACAAGUUUGCCUUUGCUAACUGGGUUAAUAAAGCUUUAAUUGAUGACCCAGACCUUCAGCACUUGCUACCUUUAAACCCAAACGAUAAAAGCCUGUUUACGUCACUAAGGGAUGGCAUUUUACUUUGUAAACUUAUAAACCUGUCUCAGCCAGAUACUAUCGAUGAGAGAGCUAUAAACAAAACCAAACUCACACCAUUCACUAUUUCGGAAAAUAUAAACCUUGCUCUGAAUUCUGCUUCUGCCAUUGGCUGCACAGUGGUCAAUAUUGGAGCCCAAGAUCUGAAAGAAGCGAGGAUCCACCUAGUGCUCGGGCUGCUAUGGCAAAUCAUUAAAAUAGGACUGUUUUCAGACAUCGAAAUAUCCAAGAAUGAAGCUUUGAUUGCUUUGCUUAAGGAUGGGGAGAGUCUGGAGGAGUUAAUGAAACUGACGCCUGAAGAGCUUUUGCUUCGGUGGGUGAACUAUCACCUGGCUAAUGCUGGCUGGCCUUCAAUAAGCAACUUCAGUAAAGAUGUUAAGGAUUCCAAAGCUUACUUUCAUUUGCUGAGAGAGAUUGCUCCCAAGGAAGAUGUUUUCAUUGACUUCUCUGGAUUCAUGGAAAAUGACGACUUAAAAAGGGCUCAUUUCAUGCUCCUGGAGGCUGAUAAAAUGGGUUGCAGGCAAUUUGUGACACCAUCAGAUGUAGUUUCUGGCAAUGCUAAGCUGAAUUUAGCCUUUACUGCAAAUCUAUUUAACAUGUAUCCUGCUCUUCACAAAGUCAACAACCAUGGCUUUGACUUGAAUCAAAUCGAAGGAGAAACCAGUGAGGAGAGGACAUUCCGUAACUGGAUGAAUUCAUUAGGAGUUAACCCAUAUGUAAAUCACUUAUACAGUGACAUGAGUGAUGCUUUAGUGAUAUUCCAGCUGUAUGACAGGACUCGAAUAACAGUUGACUGGGGUCGUGUCAACAAGCCUCCAUUUUCUGCCCUUGGUGGACACAUGAGGAAGAUUGAGAACUGCAAUUAUGCUGUUGAUCUUGGAAAGAACAAGGGCGGCUUUUCCUUAGUUGGUAUAAGUGGUUCUGAUCUCCAUGAAGGAAACAAAACACUGACCCUGGCAUUAGUAUGGCAACUUAUGAGACGGUACACACUAAUUGUUUUAUCUGAUCUGGGAGGAGGACAAAAAAUAGACGACCAAAUCAUCAUCGCUUGGGUGAAUGAAACUCUGGCUGGUGCAUACAAGAAAACUUUAAUCAACAGCUUUAAGGAUUCAUCCAUUAGCACAAGCCUUCCUGUUUUGGAUUUAAUUGAUGCCAUUGAACCAAAAGCCAUUAAUCCGGAAAUGGUGAAAAGGGAAAAUCUUUCGGACGAGGACAAAAUGAGUAAUGCUAAGUACGCAUUAUCUAUCGCCCGAAAGAUCGGCGCACGGAUCUACGCUCUGCCUGAAGACCUGGUACAAGUGAAACCAAAGAUGGUGAUGACAGUAUUUGCAUGCCUAAUGGGGAAAGGACUCAACAAAUUAAAAUAAGGGGGAGCUAUUUCCUCUCCUCCUGCAGAGCUGCCAUUAUGCUGAAUGCCUCCCUCGUUUCUGUGUAUUAAAGAUAAACAAAUGUCCCAGCCAGAGCUGCCCGUGUUAUGAUUUAGUGAAAAUGAAAUGUCGCUGAAUUAUUAACAAAUGCAUUUGCUCUGGUUUUACUUUGGGCCCAGGAAGCGACUAUCCUUUAGCCUGCCAAUACAAAGACAUUAUCUCAAUUAUCAUGAUCGCAUUAUUUCAUUUAGUCAUUGACAAGCAGCCAUUUAGUUUUCUGAGAUACCAAACCCUCUAAACAAGCUAAAGUGGUUAGGCAAAUGUAAAAAUAACAAAUGCAGCAACAAGAAUAUUUCAACAACGACUAUAAAGUAGAAUUCAUAUAUACAGGUAUGGGAUCCAUUAUCAGGGAACCUGUUAUCCAGAAAGCUACGACUUAUGGAAUUGCUGUCU
This is a messenger RNA of Xenopus laevis (African clawed frog), 2690 nucleotides long. RefSeq names its product plastin 1 L homeolog (gene pls1.L). Lineage: Eukaryota; Metazoa; Chordata; Amphibia; Anura; Pipidae. Gene Ontology annotation, cellular component: cytoplasm; actin filament; actin filament bundle. The transcript is spliced from 16 exons. The record is from RefSeq and is a predicted model, not a curated record. Gene Ontology annotation, biological process: actin filament bundle assembly; actin filament network formation. Bases 363 to 2237 code for a protein of 624 amino acids. Gene Ontology annotation, molecular function: actin filament binding; calcium ion binding.